Molecule: messenger RNA, 4397 nt
Organism: Loxodonta africana (African savanna elephant)
Lineage: Eukaryota; Metazoa; Chordata; Mammalia; Proboscidea; Elephantidae
Gene: DZIP1
Product: DAZ interacting zinc finger protein 1
Exons: 23
Coding region: 783-3368 (861 amino acids)
Biological process (GO): cilium assembly
Cellular component (GO): cytoplasm; ciliary basal body
Source: RefSeq, a predicted model, not a curated record
UCUGCCAGGGCCCCAAGCGGCGCCAGCUGUCCUGCUCUGCCACAACUUGCCCUGACGAGACAGGAUCCAUCCUGCGCCCUGGAAGAAAGAGCCGGCCUGCCUCUCCCAGCUCUGCUUCUACGCCUCCGCGGGCACCGCCUGCGCGAGCAGCUUCUCUAGGGUCUCGACCCCCUUCGCCGCCCCCAUCUGCCAGCAGCGCCCGGCCCCGCCGAGGAGCGCGCAGCGGGGGUGCUGCGGAUACAACGGUGAGCAACAGAGACCAGGGCCCUUCUACCCGCUGAGCCUGCAGUCCAGUGGAUGGAUCCCACAGGACACAGACAUACUAGGAAAGAAAAACGUUUUCCCGAUGGUUGGACCAAGCAGGAACUCUCUGGUGGAUUGAGGAAUGUCUGGCUUUUCCUGAGCUCAUUGAUCUCUGGGGUAACCACAGCCAAUCCCAAGAAGACCCUAAGAAUGAGCAGGCCGAGGUCUACAAGGAGCUGCUAGAAAUAUUUUAGCCUCUCUAGAGAACAAUGCAGCCCCUACUCAAGCUUGUAAGGGUGCUGGGCGCACGCUGACCUCGCGCGAGCUGGCGCGCCCUUUGCUCCGGCUCUGGGCCGCGAGCGCUGCCAUAGCAACGGCCGGGACGCCCCGACCUUAGGCCGCCGCCGCCGCCCUCGGGGACCCCGUCUUCUCCCAAUCCCGGGGAGUGUGGCGGCGGCGGCCUGGGAGGCGACGCGGCCGGGGUAGACGAGCCCGCCCCCUCUUCGGACGCACGCAGAGGCGGCCGCUCGCUUCUAGGCAUGCCCUUCGAGAAGCACGUCUACUACCCGCUCGCCGGCGGCCCGGAGAGCCCGGCUGUCCCUCUCGUCCCCACCAUGGCCGCGGCCGGCGCAGAGGGGGCAGCCGCCAUGGCCCGUGCGCCCCCCUCGGCGGCGUCGGGGCCCCUGCCCUUCUUCCAGUUCCGGCCGCGGCUGGAGAGCGUGGACUGGCGGCGGCUGAGCGCCAUCGACGUGGACAAGGUGGCGGGGGCCGUGGACGUGCUGACGCUGCAGGAGAACAUCAUGAACAUCACCUUCUGCAAGCUGGAGGACGAGAAGUGCCCGCACUGCCAGUCGGGCGUGGACCCGGUGCUGCUGAAGCUGAUCCGCCUGGCGCAGCUCACCAUCGAGUACCUGCUGCACUCGCAGGAGUUCCUCACGGCGCAGCUGCGCUCGCUGGAGGAGCGGCUGCGCCUGAGCCUGGCCGACGGCGAGCAGGGCCGGAGGCUGGUGGCCCGGCAGGCGGGGGAGAUCAAGCUCCUCAAGGAGGAGUGUAGACGCAGGAAGAAGAUGAUCUCCACCCAGCAGCUGAUGAUGGAGGCCAAGGCCAGCUACUUCCAGUGCCAUUUUUGUGACAAGGCUUUUAUGAACCAAGCUUUUCUACAAAGUCAUAUUCAGCGCCGCCAUCCCGAAGAUUCUCACCUUGAGUAUAAGAAAAAGGCUCAAACCGAUAAGCUCCAGGGUGAGAUCGACAUGUUGAAGGAGCAGCUGCAGCUCACCAAGUCCCAGCUGGAGGCCGCCCAGCACGCCCACGCAGUUAGACUCACUAAGGAAUAUGAAAUGCAGAAAUCAAAAGAAGAAGAAUUUGUCAAGUUAUUUGAUAGAUGGAAAGAAGAAGAAAAGGAAAAGCUAGUUGAUGAAAUGGAAAAAGUCAAGGAAAUGUUUAUGAAGGAGUUUAAAGAACUGACUUCUAAGAAUUCGGCAUUAGAAUAUCAAUUAUCAGAAAUACAGAAGUCUAAUAUGCAGAUCAAGUCCAACAUAGGCACGUUAAAAGAUGCCCAUGAGUUUAAAGAAGACCGUCCUCCGUAUCCCCAGGAUUUCCAAAAUGUGAUGCAACUUCUUGAUAGUCAGGAAAGCAAGUGGACAGCUCGAGUUCAAGCCCUUCAUCAAGAGCACAAGAAAGAAAAGGGCCGGCUCCUGUCACAUAUAGAGAAACUUCGGACUUCAAUGAUAGACGACCUAAAUGCCAGUAAUGUUUUCUACAAGAAGAGGAUAGAGGAGCUGGGGCAAAGACUCCAGGAACAGAAUGAGCUGAUUAUUACACAGAGACAGCAGAUUAAAGAGUUUACCAGUAAACCAUUAAAUAGUGUCAGUGAACCCAAAGGGAAUCCUUUAGCCUGGCAAAGUUUUGAAUCUAAACCAACUGCCCCAGCUGUACCUACCAAUGCCCCUGCACCGCAGACUCUGGAUGCUAAAUCAAGUCUAACGAUAGCACACGAGCAGGCAUUCUCGUCGCACAUACUGGAACCAAUAGAGGAGCUUUCUGAGGAAGAAAAAGGAAGAGAGAAUGAGCAGAAAUUAAAUAACAACAAGAUACAUUUAAGGAAAGCCUUGAAGAAUAAUCCUUCCCUCACCAAGGAGAUAAGAACAAUUUUAGAGCAGAGCUUGGUGGAGAAACUGGAAACCCUGGGGAUUAAUGCAGACCUACGUGGUAUUCCAAGUGAUCACCUGACUAGAGUGCUGAGAUCCGUGGAACUGGCAAGACACGAGAGAGAGAGAGAAAUGCCUAACAUUCAGCAAAUCCGGGAAUUCCUGGAACAUAAGGUCAGCUGUAAAAUUGAGGAGAGAACUUUACUGUCCUCAGAUAAGUACGGUGUCUCUCCAAUGGACUCCUUUUCAACUGGAGAAAUCCCCAAAGCGGUACAGCUUCCUCCGAAAAGCAGACAUUUGGUUAGACAAAGACCUGUUUUCACCGAUAAGACACCUGUUCCAAAAAUUAGGAAAAAGAUUGUAGAAGAUCAUUUUUCCAGAAAGCCUCCAGCUAUUACGACGCCUCCUUUUAGCUCCGAGGAGGAAUUGGAGGAUGACCACCUCAUACAGGCGUACACGUCCCCAGACUUACUUCCUGCGCAGCCAUCUAAGAGCAACAAGUGUAGCUUUGGAAAGAACGCUGCCAAGAGUGACACCGACUGGACUGAGGAAAGUGAAAACGAGGAUUCUGAUGCCUCUCCCAAGCCUGCAGGAACUUCCGUUAAAACCCUAACUGAAAAAGUUGAGAAGACGGUGUCAAAUCACAGAAAUGUUAAUAAACCAUUUGGUGGAAUUAACGUUGCCGAAGCAUUCAUCAAAAAAGAACCGCAAGAGGAACUAAAGUGUGCAGAUGUGGAUGAUGAUGACUGGGAUAUAUCAUCUUUAGAGGAAGAAAAAUCUUUGGGGAAAAGAAUCGAAAAAGACCAGAAAGAACCUCCAGUUGUGAAGAAUGAACCGAAUUCUACCCACGUUGCAAGUGCCUGGGGUGCAUCUAAUCUGAAUGGACCAAAGGGAGAAGGACUUCAAGAAAACGAGUCAAGCACGUUAAAAAGCAGUUUAGUAACUGUGACUGAUUGGAGUGACUCCUCAGAUGUGUAACUUAAAUCCUGAAUGUCAGAAGGUUCUUGGAGAAGCCAGCAGUAUUUCAGAACCCCAGUAUUUCACUAGCCUGCCUACAUGACUAAGCUCACGGCCCACAGUAUUUCUCUCACAAUAACAAGGAAGCCGACUCAGAGAACAAGGGUGUCUUUAAUGGCAUCAAUACAUUGUUGAAAAACAAACUGUCAACAGUAUUUCAAAGCAGAUAAAGGUGUUUAAGACUUCUGCUGCUCAAAAAUAACAAGUCAUUGAAGUCAUAAAAAGUUUUUCCUUCAGAAUGGUACUCUAGUGUUAAGUGUUUUUUCCAACUAAUUUUUAAGUGAAUUUUUUUUUUAACUUGUAGCAGGUCUUGAAUUAUUAAAGCUUUUUAAAAAAUACCUACUAUCUUAUGUAAGUUGUCACGUAUUAUAAAUUUCUAGGUGUUAGAAAGUUCCGUUAGUAACUUUACAACUGAAUUAGUGGAAUCAGUGAGAAAGCUUCAGUGUAGACUGGUUAUUUUCAUAUAGAAGUAAAUUUACAGUUUCAACAGUAUCGCUAGGCCCAUUUUAAACACAUUUUCCUGAGGUACUGUCAUGGUACCAGCAUUGAGCCAUUGUAAGCAUGUUGCUGUUAAAACAAUUAUUUUAAAACUUAAAAUAGUAUUUCAAGUAGAAUAAUCUUUACCUUGGCUAUUUUAUGACUAGAAUGUAGCCAUUUUAAAUGCCAAUUUGUUUAUCAGAGUAUGAAUAGAAAAGAUGGAGUCAUUAUUGAAUUCGUAUGUGUAUGUAGAGUUUUUUUCUUUUUUAAACUUUUUAAAAUGCCCAAUCCAUAUUAUAAAAUACCUCAAAACUAAUUUAGUUAUGUUCUUCAACAAUGACAUUGUCAAAGGUCAGAAAAUUCAUAUCAGCUGUCUUUGCAUUUUUAAACUUUGUGGUACUAUCUGUACUGUUUUCGAAAAAAAGUAGCAUUUUAACUAAGAGUAACAUUUGUUGGGUUUUGGCUCUCUCUUUAUUUUGCAAAGGUCUCAAGUAAAGCCCUCCAUUUCCAUCA